AUGGAAGAGGCUGUGGAAAUUAUGGAAGUUUUGAAAAUCUACGAAAACGCCUCAGGGCAAUUGGUCAAUCUGGACAAAUCUGCAGUUUUCUUUAGCAAAAACAUGGACAGUGAGCAGAAGGAAGAGGUCUGUCAUGCUCUUGGAGGAAUGGUAGAGGCAAAGCAAGGUAAAUAUUUGGGACUCCCAAUGGUAGUCUCAAGAACUAAAGAUCAGAUUUUUGGAUUUGUGAGGAACAAUAUAAGAAGAAGAUUUCAGAACUGGAAAAACAGAUUUUUGAGCCCAGCAGGUAAAGAAGUAAUGUUGAAGGCAGUUGCAAUGGCUAUGCCUACGUACGUCAUGUCUUGCUUUAAGCUGCCAAGAAGAUUGUGUAAAGAUAUUUGUUCAUUGAUGGCCAACUUUUGGUGGGGAGAAUCUAAUGGCAGGAACAAAAUACACUGGAUUUCUUGGGAAAGAAUGGCAUUGAACAAAAGUGUAGGAGGACUAGGCUUCAAGGACCUUGAAGCAUUUAAUCAAGCUCUGUUAGGAAAGCAAAAGUGUAGGUUACUUACUAAACCAAAUCUGUUGGUUAGUAAGGUGUUGAAAGCCAAAUAUUCUCCAAAGGACUCCAUCUUACAAUGCAGCUCCACCAAAAAUGCAUCCUGGAUUUGGCAAGGAUUAAUGGGAGCAAGAAGUUUGGUCAAUGAAGGACUGAUCAGGAGGAUAGGGAAUGGUCGUAGUACAAGCAUCUAG
Messenger RNA from Coffea eugenioides, 729 nucleotides. RefSeq lists its product as uncharacterized. The record is from RefSeq and is a predicted model, not a curated record. The transcript has a single exon. Bases 1 to 729 code for a protein of 242 amino acids. NCBI's taxonomy places the organism in Eukaryota, Viridiplantae, Streptophyta, Magnoliopsida, Gentianales, Rubiaceae.